AUGUUGCUCGCUGUGCUCUCCGCCGUCGUUUUCUCUCUGCAAUUCGUAUCCGCUCACAUACGCAACACCAAGAAAGCCAAUAAAUCAAGGCGGAGGGAAUUGCUGGAGCGUGCCGGAAUUACCGAUAGAGAGGAGAGAAACAAGAAGACCAUUGUCGGCUUUUUUCAUCCUUACUGGUGAGCGAAGAGCUCUUUGACGCACAUCAUGCGGAUGUGUGAGAGUAGCGCACGCUGACUGCGAUUAUUGCAUCUUCGUGUCUAAUCGAUCACGCAGCAAUGCGGGUGGUGGCGGAGAAAGGGUGCUCUUCCAGGCUCUGCUGCAUCAUCUUGAAACACAUCAGGACCACGUACUGGUGAUCUACACCGGAGACGUCGGCAUCGAGAGCAGCCUGAGGCACUUGAAUCGUCCUUGGAACGGCAUGGGAACCGCGACACCCGCAGAAAUACUUGAACGCUGCACCGUGAGUCGCCUGCACUGCCAGCCUCCAGCAUUCAUGCGGGGCCCGACACUCACCUUCCAACAACGACUGUGGUAUACGAUACAGGCUCGCUUUGGCAUCCCUUUGUCGACUCACCCACGCAGGCAUCACAUUCAGUUCCUGCCGCUUAAAUCCAGAGCCAUGGUGGGCGACUCUUAUUGGAAGCGGCUCACUCUCCUCGGCCAGAGCUAUGGAAGCGUGAGGAUGGCCAUUGAGGCGAUAGGCGAAGUGCUGCCAGACGUUUGGAUAGGUGAGUGAUGAUGGUAUCAAAGGUGUCUGAGCUGCAUUCCUGACGCACACACGCGCGCACAUAGAUACGAUGGGCUACGCGUUCUCCUACCCUACGGUGCGAGCAUUCAGCUCGAAAGUGCGGAUCGGAGCAUAUACACAUUACCCAACGAUUAGCACCGACAUGGUCUCGCGAGUCGCGCUGCGCAAAGCGACUCACACGAAUCCUGCAGGUAUCGCUUCGAGCGCGCUCAAAAGCCGCCUGAAGCUGGUCUACUACCAGAGCUUUGUCUGGGCUUACACUAAAGCUCUUCGUUGCGCUCAUGUCAUUGUCGGAAAUGGCAGCUGGACCGCAGCACACCUGAGCAACCUCAUCGGAUCGACACAGCAGGUUCGCGUCCUCUACCCUCCAUGCGACACUAGCCGUCUCACCAAAUUGUCUCUCGAGUCUAGACAAGCGCGCACGCUUAUCAGUCUCGGCCAAUUCCGGCCGGAAAAGGAGCAUGCUACUCAAUUGCGGAUCUUGAGAGCAACACUAGACGCCAACUCCAAUCUUCGCGAAGCUCAGAAUCCUCUGCGGCUGCUCAUGAUAGGAAGCUCAAGAGAUGCAACAGACGAAGCGCGCGUCGAAGGCCUCCGUACCUUGGCCAACGAACUGAAGCUCACGCACGCUGAUGGCCCUGAUCAUGUCGAAUUUCUCGUCAACGCGAGCUACGACAGCUUGAUCAGCUCACUGGGAACUGCCAGCAUCGGCAUCAGUACCAUGGUGGAUGAGCACUUCGGCAUCAACGUCGUCGAGUUCAUGGCAGCUGGGCUCAUCACGCUUUCUCACGCCUCGGCAGGUCCUCUGUUGGACAUUGCGGUGCCAGACGAGCAAGGUCGCAGGACAGGCUACCACGCUCGGUCGGUAGACGACUUUGCUGCAACUUUGCAAAGAAUCCUCGACCUCCCUUCUGAGGAGGUCAUCGCUAUCCGCCAAAGGGCCAGGAUAAGAGCGUCGGAGACCUUUGGAGCCGACGCUUUCUGCGAGAGGUGGGAGCAGAUGAUGUGGGACAAGCUGCGCCUCGACUCGUCGACCAGACCCAAGGUUCAAUAA
Ceraceosorus bombacis is the source of this 1802-nucleotide messenger RNA. Lineage: Eukaryota; Fungi; Basidiomycota; Exobasidiomycetes; Ceraceosorales; Ceraceosoraceae. The record is from the annotation of a GenBank genome assembly.